GGGGAAAGAAAUGAAUAUUUUUUUUAAUGCGCCACCAGCAAAAAGGAAAACCUCCAAACAAACCAGAAACAGUUGAAAUACCAAAUGAAAGCUGCAUCCCAACGGCUACACCCUUUUCUUCUCCUUCAUUCGAGUCUCUUGAGCUUCAGGAGAAGCGAUACAACAAUUCAACACAUUUACGUCCCACCAUCCACAUCUCCCCCAAACCCAUUUUACCCACCUUUCUUUUCUUCUCUUCCUUCUUCUGCUGGUUUACGUUCUCUGCAAGCACAUUCCUCUGUCCAGUAGUUCAAGAGUACAUUGUCUUGAAGCUACCACCUUUCACUUGCUCCAUACGUACUCAUCCGAGGAUUCUCCUUACUCACCACCUACUUAAAAGAAUUCUUUGAAACCUACCCUUUUCAUAUACGCUUGCUUCCGCUCAGCUUAAUCUCAAUCAAACUGAGCUUCAAAAAAAAUCUUAAUCAAACUGAUCUUCAGUCAGGUGACUUCUCAUUUCUCAAGAGAAUCAAAACGCAAACUUCUGAUGAGACCUGAAAUCCUCUCUCUACCCAUUUGCUCCUUUCACCUAACACUGCUUUCGGAUUCAAAUCCUUAAAGCCAAAGCUGGUUUUUGGAUCUCUGUUCUUUUCUUCUCUCUUCUUAUGCAUUUCCAGGGAAGAGGGAAGGAGGAAUUAUGCCUUUCGGGUUGGUUUCUGCUUGGAACAAGAGAAGGAGAAGCAAGUCCCAGGAUCACAGUGACCCCUGGGUAUACAGGCCUGUAGAGUACUGGAAGCUAGAGGAUCAAACUGCCCAACCCACGAAGCGACGCCAUGGAUCAUCGAUCUUCACUCUUAAGGAAAUGGAGGAUGCUACUUGCUCGUUUAGUGAGGGGAACUUUCUUGGGAAAGGAGGGUUUGGCAGAGUGUACAGAGGAACUCUACGAUCUCGAGAGGUAAAAAGUCUGUUAUACAAUCAAGUAGUAGCAAUCAAGAAGAUGGAGUUACCUUCGUUUAAAGAAGCUGAAGGGGAAAGAGAGUUUCGUGUCGAAGUUGAUAUCUUGAGCAGACUAGACCAUCCGAAUCUGGUUUCCUUGAUAGGGUAUUGUGCUGAUAGGAAGCAGAGGUUUCUUGUGUACGAGUAUCUGUCAAAUGGCAAUCUGCAAGAUCACUUGAAUGGAAUAGGGGAAGCAAAGAUGGACUGGACACAAAGACUAAAAGUGGCAAUUGGUGCUGCAAGAGGACUUGCUUAUCUCCAUUCACCGUCUGCCGUUGGUAUACCGAUUGUUCACAGAGACUUCAAAUCCACCAAUGUUCUUCUCGGUGACAACUUUGAAGCCAAGAUUUCUGAUUUCGGUUUGGCUAAGUUGAUGCCAGAGGGCCAGGAGAUAUACGCCACUGCUAUGGUUCUUGGCACAUUUGGCUAUUUUGAUCCAGAGUAUACGUCGACCGGAAAGCUCACUCUACAAAGUGAUGUCUAUGCAUUUGGAGUGGUUCUUCUUGAAUUAUUGACAGGACGUCGAGCUGUGGACCUAAACCAAGGACCAACUGACCAGAACCUUGUUCUGCAGGUUAGGCACAUACUGAACAAUCGGAAGAAGCUGAGAAGAGUGAUUGAUCCAGAUAUGCCAAGGAGUUCCUACUCGCUGGAAUCUGUAGCCAUGUUUGCUAACUUGGCAUCACGCUGCGUACGGACAGAAAGCAAUGAGAGACCUUCCAUGGCUGAAUGUGUAAAAGAACUCCAAGUGAUUAUAUAUACGAAUAACACAAAGAACUUAGGAAUAGGAGGGAGCUCCUUCAAAAUUCUCUCAUAAGAGUUGUGCCUAUUUAUUAAAGACAAGAGGGCAACUGUGCAUUAUCAACAAGGAAGAUGUUUUCUUCCUCUCCUCUUAUAAAUAGAAAAGGUAAUUGUGAAAUACAAGCAUUCAUUACAUACAACAGACUGAGAGCAAUGGAAGAAACGUGCAUCCUGAGUCAAUUAUUAGUCAGGCUUACAGCUAAGGAUAUCAACAAAAAGAAAUGGAAGCAAUGUUAAGAAUGUUUUCUUCUGCAUAUUGCUUCCCUAGCAUCAACAUUUCCCCUGCCACAGU
Molecule: messenger RNA, 2068 nt
Organism: Linum tenue
Lineage: Eukaryota; Viridiplantae; Streptophyta; Magnoliopsida; Malpighiales; Linaceae
Source: the annotation of a GenBank genome assembly